Messenger RNA from Oncorhynchus keta (chum salmon), 2280 nucleotides. Its product is annotated as HERV-H LTR-associating protein 1. The transcript is spliced from 14 exons. Bases 228 to 2216 code for a protein of 662 amino acids. Lineage: Eukaryota; Metazoa; Chordata; Actinopteri; Salmoniformes; Salmonidae. The record is from RefSeq and is a predicted model, not a curated record.
UUCGACCAUCUGUUAAUUACCGGUGAGUGCUACCGUAACCGGAGUGCCCACCGUUCCACCAUCAUUAAAGACUCCUAUUCAAACUCCUCUUCCCACCGCCACCACCGGGUCUCAUAUGACAUGCCAGCAGUUUAUUACAGCUAUUUACAUGUUCAUUGGAGUUGGAUGUUGUUGGGUGACUUGUGUGGCUGAAUUCAGGCUCAGGAUUCAGAGUGGGGUGUUCACAUAUGAUGGCAGGCUUUUGGGCAUCAAGGAAUCACUCAAAGCUGUGUCUCAGGACAUGUGUAGCUAUUCUGCUCCUCCUAGUCUUCUUUCAUAUAGCUCAAAGACAUGGCAACCAGGAGGAAAUAUAUAAGAGGGAUCUUCUAGCAUCGACAGAAAUCCCAGCAGAGUAUAUUGAUCCAACUUCCAUCGAUCUCACUCCCUUGGUCAAUACGUUAAUUCAUUCAACACAAUUAGGCUCAAGUCAGCUCUUCUCUUUGUUGAGUGUGACCUCACACAGCUCCCUGGCUCUUCACAAGCUCACUCUACUGGUCUAUAACAUUUCUAAUUUCAGAAGUAUCGCGGACAACAUGUUUCCAAGAAGGUAUUGCUAUUGUGUAACAAACGAGACAAACGACUUAACAGACUUCACUGCCAUAUUGUUGGAUGUUAUGGGAAAUUCCACAAGCUAUCUACAAGAGCUAUUCAAAUCUAGCUCCAUAUUAUCAGUGAGCCAAAAUAAUAUUUCUGACUGCAUAUACAUCUGUGUAAUGGCAGGUAAAUCAGAUAAAUACCUGUCUCAACUCUGGGAAGUUGACUCCAUCAUGCCUCUGUUCAAUCAGACCAUUACAGAAAGCGCACAUAAAGGUAACCAUUCUGUCAAUUUUGAUCCGUCCCUAACCAGUAGAGUCCACUCCACUGCACAUGUAUCUUCCACAGCCUCAGAAAUUACCUCUACAGCUCCACCGACCACAACCAGUAGAACCAGAACUACAUCCUUCUUGACCUCAACAAGAGCUCAACCCACCACAACCACACCCUCACCGACUACAAAGACCAGAACCAGAACUACAGGUCGACCGACCUCAAUAUCAGUUCCUACCACUACAAGCAGAACUACAGUCCUAAUGACCCCAACUACAGCCCUUCCGAUCACAAUCACAGCCCAACCAACCAUAACCAUAGCCCCACCGUCCACAACCACAGCCCAACAAAGUAGAUCUACAGCCCUACCAACCACAACCCAAUCAACCACAGACCGACCAACCACAUCUACAGCCCUACCAACCACAGCCCAACCAACUACAGCUUUACCAAUCCCAGCCCUACUGCCUACAACUACAGUCCUACCCACCACAACCACAGCCCAACCAACCACAACUACAGCCCUACGAAUCAUGACCACAGCCACGCCAACUGCAGCUCAACCAAUUCCAAUCUCAGUGCAACCGACCAAAGUCCCAUCAUCCACAACCACAGACCAACUGACCACAACAGCUCAACCGACUACAACCACACCACAACUGACCACAGUCCAAGUGACGACAACCACAACCCAACUGACCACAACCACAGACCAACCAACCACAGCCAUGCUGUGGCCAACCACACCCACAAUCAGAUUCCGAAUGACGACAACCCCAGUUCGACUUACUAUGACCACAACCCCAUCGACCAUAACCGCAAUCCUGAUAACCGCAACCAAAGCACAACCAACCACAGACCCACCAGCCACAGGCCAAGCUAUUACAACCACACAACUAUUUCCCACAGCCCAACAAACUACAACCACAACACAACUAACUACAACCACAGCCCCAUGGACCAUUACCAAUAUAACCACGACCGCAACCAGAGUGAUCACCAAAGCACCCAUCACAGAGAAACCAGGCUGCCCAUGGAGAAGGCCUGGCUUGACCAAAAUAGAAGAGCGGAGUGACAACUCCAUUACUAGCAGCACCACCACCACUGUGAGUGCUCACAAGCUACAGCCCUGCGUACUCGAGCUCUGCAAGUUCUUCUCCCAGUGCCUCUGCCACUCCUACAGCUACAAGACUCACAUGAAGAGGUAUUGUGCUGAUAGUCACGUGUGGUAUGAGAAACAUACCUUUGAGGUGUGUAGACGGGUCAGAAGAGUCUCUUUCUCCAGAAAUCUAAAACAGAGGUGCCUUGCAAGAAUGUGCAACAAACUCUGGCCAGAGUGGAAAAGAGACAAAGAGAGCGGGAUAUACUGAACUUGGAGAGGAGAUUACACCGGAAGAACCACUGAAGUAUGCACAUUCUGAUGUAACUUUAAGA